AUGGCAGAGGUGCUCAGUUGGCUAAUUAAAAUCAGUAGGAGUAGAAACCUGAAAGGUGUGGAGAUUCAUGAGGGCUUGGAACUGGUCUCUCACUCUCAAUUUGCAGAUGAUACCAUCUUCUUUGGUGAAGCUUCUAUUCGGGAAGCUCAGGUGAUCAGGAAAACGUUGGAUAUGUAUGCAGAGACCUCCAGUCAAUCAAUAAAUAUGGACAAAUCUGAAAUAUUCUUUUUUAAUAUUAGUAAAGGGUUGCAAAGGAGAAUAGCGUCAGUUUUGGGAUUCAAAGUUGGAACUUCUCCCACCAAAUAUUUGGGAGUUCCUCUCUUUGAAGGAAUUGGUAGAAGUAGAUAUUGGGACGAGCUGGUAGACAAAUACCAUAAUAAAGCGGGAUCUAAGGAGCCAAAAAAAAUUUCAUUGGUUAAUUGGGAGACGGUCUACUUUGAUAAAGCAGAAGGGGGACUGGGUAUCAGAAGCCUGGCACUGCGGAAUUCUAUUUUAGGGGCCAAAGAUAUCAUUAUAGACCACAUAUCAUGGAAGGUUGGCCACGAAAGGAAAGAAGCGUUUUGGCGGGAUUCUUGGAAUUGUGGGGUGGUGUUGGAGGAGAUAAUUGAGAAGAAAGAAGCAAUUCUGCUCCUUGAGGAUAGUAUUGGCAAGGCCAUGGUGAACUACUUCUAG
This is a messenger RNA of Cryptomeria japonica (Japanese cedar), 672 nucleotides long. RefSeq lists its product as uncharacterized. The record is from RefSeq and is a predicted model, not a curated record. Lineage: Eukaryota; Viridiplantae; Streptophyta; Pinopsida; Cupressales; Cupressaceae. Bases 1 to 672 code for a protein of 223 amino acids. The transcript is spliced from 3 exons.